Messenger RNA from Dentiscutata heterogama, 365 nucleotides. The record is from the annotation of a GenBank genome assembly. NCBI's taxonomy places the organism in Eukaryota, Fungi, Glomeromycota, Glomeromycetes, Diversisporales, Gigasporaceae.
GGAGAAAGAAGGAUCUAACAGAAAGCCAAAGAGAAGCAAUAAUCUAUAGCCACUGGCACAGAGAUUCUCUUCGUACCAUUGCAGCUGCAGUUGGUUGCAGCAAAUCUUCAAUGUGGAAUGUCAUAAAGAAGUUCAGUAGAUCGGGUGCGGAACUACUUGUCUCUAAUACAAAUACCAAAAAAAGAUAUGAAUGGGCCCUUGCACAUCAAGACUGGACUGUUGAUAAUUUUAAGCGGGUAUUAUGGUCAGAUAAAACCACUAUUUAUCUCUUUCAAGGUUCUCCUGGCCAUGUGCCAGGUAGUCUUGAUGAGCCAGAUGCUCUUGCUAAAAAGGCGUGGAAUGAUAUACCACCAGAAUUAAUCUGA